Messenger RNA from Pichia kudriavzevii, 1503 nucleotides. RefSeq lists its product as uncharacterized. The transcript has a single exon. Gene Ontology annotation, molecular function: succinate-semialdehyde dehydrogenase (NAD+) activity. Bases 1 to 1503 code for a protein of 500 amino acids. NCBI's taxonomy places the organism in Eukaryota, Fungi, Ascomycota, Pichiomycetes, Pichiales, Pichiaceae. The record is from RefSeq and is a predicted model, not a curated record.
AUGUCCUCAAGUACAGAAAUCAAGGCUUUUGCAGAUAAAUACGGCAUUAAGAAUGUCAAUUUGAUCAGAACCGGUGCCCUAGUCAACGGGGAAUGGGUUUACAACACUGAUGAUGUCUUCUCUGUUACUGACCCAGGUACAGGCGAUCAUUUGUUACAUGUAUCCAACACCAAGAUCGAAGUGAUUGAACAGGGUAUCAAGGAUGCACAGACAGCAUUUGAGAGCUACCUCUCCAAAUCUACAGGAAGAGAGAGAGGUAGAAUUUUGAGAAAGUUCUACGAUUUGAUGCUUGAGAAUUUCAAUGACUUGGCGAUUCUUUGUACUAUUGAAAAUGGCAAAUCUUUAACCGACUCCAAGGGUGAGAUCACCUAUGCUUCGAGUUUCUUUGAAUGGUUUGCCGAAGAGGCUCCUAGAAUUUACGCUGACAAUAUUCCUUCUGCAGCGUCAAACAAAAGAAUCAUCACUUCUAAACAGCCAAUUGGUGUUGUGGGUAUUCUAACUCCUUGGAAUUUCCCUGCUGCCAUGAUUACCAGAAAAUUAGGAGCUGCAUUUGCUGCAGGUUGUUCCACCGUCAUCAAACCAGCAACUGAAACACCACUAUCUGCAUUGGCAUUGGGCUAUUUAGCAGAAGAGGCGGGCUUCCCUAAGGGUAUGCUGUCCAUGUUCCCAGUUGACCAAAAGAGAACAAUCCAAGUCGGUAAACUUUUUUGCGAGUCUCCCAUCGUCAAGAAGAUUUCAUUUACAGGCUCAACAGGCGUUGGUAAACUAUUAAUGCAGCAAUCUUCCUCUACUUUAAAGAAGUUGUCAUUUGAGCUUGGUGGUAACGCUCCAUUUAUUGUUUUCGAAGAUGCUGAUGUUGAUGCGGCAGUCCAGGGCGCUAUUGGUUGUAAGCUAAGACAGUCAGGUCAAACUUGUAUUUGUGCAAAUAGACUCUACAUUCACGAAGAAGUUUAUGAAGAAUUUGCAGCUAAGUUCGUUGCCGAAGUCUCUAAGACGGUCCUAGGCCACGGUUUGGAACCGGAUACUACACAUGGUCCAUUGAUUCAUGAGAGAGCAGUUGCUAAAGUCCAAGAACACAUCCAAGAUGCUGUCAGUAAGGGUGCAAAAGUUUUAUAUGGUGGUAACAGAGCUUCACAUCUUGGUGAAAAUUUCCAUGAGUUGACCGUCCUAGGUGAUGUUCCAAAGAGCGCUAGAGUUAACAAGGAGGAAACUUUUGGUCCUGUCGUACCAUUGAUUAGGUUCUCAUCUGAGGAGGAAGUUUUACAAUUGGCAAAUGAUACUGAAUACGGUUUAGCAGGUUACUUCUUCUCAAGAGAUUAUGCUAGAAUCUUCAGAUUUGGCGAAAAGCUACAAUGCGGUAUGGUUGGGGCAAACACCGGUGCUCUUGGUGAAGCCGCACUGCCAUUUGGUGGUAUCGGAUGGUCUGGUUUCGGUAGAGAAGGAUCAAAGUAUGGUAUUGACGACUAUACUGUUCUUAAAUCUAUCGUUAUCGGUGGAAUCUAA